AUGGCCCUGCUCCGGGGCACGGAGCCGGGUCCCUGGUGCCCGCGGUGCGUGACACGGCGGGUCCCCGCGGGGCCGGGGCCGGGCUGCGGGCGGUGUGGCCGCCGUGUCCCGUCCCCCCCGCGCCGGCCGGGCCCGUCCCCUCCCACCGUGGAGCCAAGUUCAAACCGCGGGCCCCGGCGGAGCGGGACGCGGCGGAGGGGCCGGGCCGGGCUCCGGGAGCCGCCGCAGGGUCCGCGCCCGCGGGGCUCCAUGAUUUUCCCCCGGGCGCUCUCCUGCACUGUUGUGCUGCUCCUGCUCCUCACGGUGCUGAGCAGAGGCAAGAGGUGCAGCAUCGCCAGGAUCCUCCGGCAGUACCGCGCUGUCAUCUUCCACGAGAUCCAGAACCUGAAAACCCUGAGUGGGUCGGUGGACAGGAGCGGAAGGGCCGGGCCGGCUUGUCGCUCGGAUAAGGACCAGAGGAUCCUGCUCUCCAUCUACAACAUCAGCAUGUCCCUGUGGGAGGCAGCCGCCGGCUCCCUGCGCGGCCCCGAGGAGCUGGCGCUGUGGAAGGUGGCCAGGAACACGGAAGUUGUGUUCAGGGAGAACUGCAGGAACAUCAGCAAGAGCCCACCGCGCAUCCCGGCUCAGCCCCGGCGCCGGGGACACGGCCACAGGAGGAAGAUGCUGCGGGAGGUCGGGAGGAAGGCGCAGAGGCUGGUGACCUGCUGGGAGAAGCUCUAUGCCCUGCACGCACCGCACCGGGCCCCCCGGGACUCGUAGGGAUGCUCUUGCCUUGCUCUGGACCUCCAGAGGGUCCUGCUCCAGCACCGGGGCUGGUUUGGAAACCUGGGGGCACGUUCUAUGCUGAAGGCAGCGGAGAUGUUGAAUUCAUCCUCCUGUUUCAAGUGGUACCCAAAGAUCAGCCCCAUGUCACGUGGUGGGUGCUGGCAGGUUGGUUUGCCGUUGAAUGGCUGCAGCAGGAAGCUGGAACAGCAGGAACAUGGGAAGAAGAAAGGAAAGUGCCAAAGAAAGGAGGUGAGGCAUUGGAUUUCUCUGAUGCUCCUGGCCCUGCAUCUCCUGCUGCUUUCUUGGGGACAACGGUUGCUUUUGGGCAGAAAGAGGACACGGGGCCAUUGCUUGAAGUGGGACCAUUGUGUAUCCAUAAGGCUCUGGGGGUGGCCAGGCUGCAGAGAGGGACCUGUGUCAGUGUUGCACUGGUGGCACACGGAGAGCAGCCGGGCACUCACAGCGGAUGGGGAAGCCAGGCUGCACCACCGGGCACCCGGGGAGGGCUGGGGAGCACCAGUGCCUGUGGGUAAACAGCAGAACCCCAGAGGGAUGCAGAGGUUUGAGGCCAAGCCUCAGACCCUGGGAUGUGCAGCUCUGUGAAGGACCCAGUUGCUCGGCGCUGCGGGUGCCCUGGUACCCGCUGGUGAGCUGAGCUGAGCCUGGAGGGACGUGGUGUUUGUUGAGCUAAGGAGCAUCCUCCCUUGUCACUGUGCUCUGCCAGCACCCGGGGGGGGGUCUCUGCUCCCUUCUUGGGUGGCAAACACUCUCUGGAAAGCCAGAAAUAAAACCUGGAAGCCCUC
This is a messenger RNA of Strigops habroptila (Kakapo), 1568 nucleotides long. RefSeq names its product chromosome 13 C20orf204 homolog (gene C13H20orf204). The transcript is spliced from 5 exons. Lineage: Eukaryota; Metazoa; Chordata; Aves; Psittaciformes; Psittacidae. Bases 1 to 759 code for a protein of 252 amino acids. The record is from RefSeq and is a predicted model, not a curated record.